Molecule: messenger RNA, 1464 nt
Organism: Anopheles maculipalpis
Lineage: Eukaryota; Metazoa; Arthropoda; Insecta; Diptera; Culicidae
Product: chitinase-3-like protein 1
Exons: 3
Coding region: 1-1464 (487 amino acids)
Biological process (GO): chitin catabolic process; carbohydrate metabolic process
Cellular component (GO): extracellular region
Molecular function (GO): chitinase activity; chitin binding
Source: RefSeq, a predicted model, not a curated record
AUGGUUCACUUCAUAUCGUUGUGGAGCGUGGCACUGGUGGCCGUGUGUUCGCUUAUGGUGGCCGUCGAAAGCAAGGAAGUCGUCUGCUACUACGGUACGUGGGCUACCUAUCGCCAGGGAAAUGGCAAGUUCGCCACCGAAAAUAUUGAUCCCUUCCUGUGCACCCAACUCAACUAUGCCUUCUUCGACAUCAAUCCGGACGGCUCAAUUCGCAUUCCGGACGAAUAUCUUGCCCUACCGUCCGGGCUUAAUGCGAUCGGCAAGUUUUACGAGUUGAAGCAGCGAAACCCGGCCCUAAAAACGGUGGCCGCCAUCGGUGGGUGGAAUGCUGGCACUGCUAACUUCCGGACGGUGGCUGCCAAUCCUCAGCUGCGUGCCACUUUUGCGAGAAACGCAGUAUCGUUCCUGCAGCAGUACCGGUUCGACGGUAUGGACAUUGAUUGGGAAUAUCCGACAGCCGCAGACAAAUCGAACUUUGUCCUGUUUCUCCGAGAGCUGGCCAGUUCGUUCGCACCGUACAACUAUUUGCUUACAGUUGCUGUGGCAGCUCCAGAGGCAACGGCCAACGAGGCGUACGACAUUCCUGCUAUCUCGAGCAUUGUCAGCUACAUCAAUCUGAUGACGUACGAUAUGCAUGGCAAUUACGGCGUCACCAGACACCAAGCCCCUGUCAAUCAAGGACCUGCCUCAAUCGAUGACUCGGAUUAUAAACGACAGCUCAACGUGGAAGCCGUCGUUAAGUAUUGGCUGAGCAGGGGUGCUGCAGCGAGUAAACUUACCCUGGGUAUUCCUCUGUAUGGCCGCACGUUUAAGCUGUCCAAUCCUAGUGUUGAUGGCGUUGGUGCGCCUACCAGCGGUGUUGGCACACCCGGACCAUACACCCAAGAAGCCGGCUCACUGGGAUACAACGAAAUAUGUGAAAGCUCGUGGCCACGGAAGCUGUUCGAUUCGGUACAGAUUGCAGCGUACGCUUCCGGUAAUGGUCAGUGGGUCAGCUACGAUAGUGUGGAUGUUGUCAAUCAAAAGUGCAACGUGAUUGCCAAGUACGGACUCGGUGGAGGCAUGGUAUGGUCGAUUGAGCAGGAUGACUUCCGAGGCGUUUGCGGUCCCAAGUUUACGCUGCUGAGCACCUUGAAUCGAUGCGUGAACAAUAAUGGUCCACCGUCUGCCUCUACUAGUACCACACAAACAUUGUUGGUAUCUUCUAGUACCAAGCGAGUGGCUAGUACCACUACUACUACCAAGCAUACUACUACUGCUGCACCGAUCACCACGACCAUAGCAGCGACUCCCGGCUCUGGUUCUUUCGUUUGCCCCCGGGAUGGAUACUUUCGGGAUCCUUCCAAUUGCAACAAAUACUAUCGAUGCUACUCCGGUUACAAGUACGAGUUCAACUGUCCAUCGGGAUUAUACUUUAACGAGGAAAAACUCACCUGCGACUGGCCUUAUAAUGUUAAAUGUUAG